Messenger RNA from Caenorhabditis elegans, 1952 nucleotides. It is a transcript of the gene odr-4, whose product is annotated as Odorant response abnormal protein 4. The coding region runs from base 435 to 1862 and encodes 475 amino acids. Gene Ontology annotation, cellular component: endoplasmic reticulum membrane; dendrite; Golgi membrane. Lineage: Eukaryota; Metazoa; Nematoda; Chromadorea; Rhabditida; Rhabditidae. The transcript is spliced from 7 exons. The record is from RefSeq and is marked reviewed.
CCAACACUCACAAAGACUUUUCCUCUCUGCCUGGUUCUUCAGCCAUUUUUUAAAUGUUGUUUUAAUUUUUAUUUAUCAAGACUUGACUGAUUGACAGUUAAAAAAUUAUAGUUGAUAAAACAGGAAAAAGGUUUGUUCUAUCGUCAUAUCAAAAUUGUAAUAGUCGGACGUUCAGGGAAUUUAUUAUGAUUCAGUGAAGGGUCCUAGGGUAAAAUACAAAUAUUUUAGACAACAAAAUUGGUAGAUGAACUAUAAAACUUCGAUUAUUUUUUUUUUUGCAAAAGUUUGCACAGUUUUAUAGAAGAAAGUAUUCAAUUGUUGUUCUUUUGUUCGUCUAUGUUCCGAUUCUCAAAACAUUUCGAAAAUUCAAUUUCGAAAAAAAAACACUCUUUCUCGAUUAGAAGAAUCUCGUGGUUUCAGAUUCAAACAUUGAAAUGACUAGAAAUAGAAGAAAGUCAAAGACUACAGCUACAUCUCAUCCAGAGUUGCAUUUGGAAAAGGUGGACCCCAUGAAAACAGUUACAGAAUCCAUGAUUCUGUUUGACGUCCAACUCCAGGAAUGGGUGACCAAGUCAGCGAAGAAUCACGAAUUUGUUUUAUCCGAUAAAGGAAUUCCGGCGUCAGCCUACUUUUUGCUCGGAUCAUUCUGCUCGGAUGGUGACAUCCACGUGGCAUAUGCUUCCAAAUGUCCGGUUCAUAGCAGUGCAUUGGAAGAGAAUGCUACAGAAUCAUCAAAGAUGCUGGAAGACGAAUGGAUGUCAGAUCACGCAGAACGUCUUCUCCGAAUGCUUCCCGGUGGAAUUCAUGUGGUUGGAAUUGCCUGGUUCUCAGAUAAGAAGACUUUCUCAGAUCGGAAAUCACAUAUUCACAAGACAUUGGGUCGUAUUCAGAAAAUGAAUAAUCAAAUCACAACGGCUAAUGUGGAUGACUCGAUUUCGGAUAAUAUGAUCACAGUGUUCUUCGAGACCCCAUCCACCACCCCCAUCGGUGCCAUAAUUGAUGUGACCAAUCGUGGCAACGAUAGUGCCCAAAAAGUUCAAUUUCAAAAACUUGAAUGGAUUUCUUUGGUGACAAACGCAUCUGCUCGAAUUGUGCACAAUGUUCCAGUUGACACAGGACGCCCAACUGACUUCUACUCUGACUUGGUAGUCGCCACGAAAAACUUUGUGAAUAAUUUAUUCCAAUGUGAAUUUACACUUCUUGAUGGUGAGAUCCGUGAUGAUAAGGAGCCACUGAUCAAAGAUAUCAAGAAGAAUAAAAAGACAACGAUUGAGGCACAAUUGUUCUUGAAUCCUCUUUAUAACCGAGAGCUCGGAGCUAUCGAUGAUAUUGCGUCCAACAUGCACGAAGUUCUUUUUGACAUUGAAGUUCGCGCAGCUGUUCCAAUCAGAUCAACAGUGAAGGACGCAAUCCGAGCAAUCAAGCAUCAUUUAGUCAGGAAUCUGUUUGCAAGAGUUGAACUUCACUACGAAUCGAUGGAAGUUGUUGAAGAGGAACGAUCACCAAAAACUGGAAUCACCGUCCAUCAACUACCUCGUCCAGCUACUACAGUACUCUACACACAUCCAGCAAUUCUCAUCAAUGAUUUCCUCUUUGAGGCUGAUAAUGUAGAAGAUGCACAGAAGAAUUUUGAUGACAUGAUGGAUUUACAGACAAGCAUUGAACACGUGGAUGAAGGCUGGGAACGCGCGCUGACACCAGAAGAGAUGGAAGCUGUGCGAACACCGAUUGAGGAUCUUCAUUUCGUUGACUUCGAUGGAUCAAGCGAUUCAUGGUGCACAACGAAAACCAUACUGAUUACUAUUGCAUUGAUUAUCGGACUCUUGGCAUCCAUUAUUUAUUUCACUGUAGCACAUUCCUGAGCUAGUUUUCCCCGAGCAUUAUGACGUAAUUUUGCAUAUUUUCCAAGUAUUUAUAUAUUUUUUCUCUGUGAUAAAAUACUUCAUUUAAAU